AUGGUUAGGGAGCGGGUAGACUGGGAGGGCUAUCGCGAACGGAUGCUGAAACGUAUCACCGACUUUGAAAAGUCCAAAGCUGCUUUUGAUGAGGAGAAAGCCAAGUUUGAUGCGGAUAAGAAGGCCGAGGAAUGGGGGCGCGAGGGCCUUAAAAAUAAACUUCAAGCAGCUGAACAGCAACUGGCCAAGGAGAAGGCCGAGUUCAAGCGUAUAUGUGAGAGGGAUAAUGAGCGCGCCUUCGCGGCUCGGAACAAGAUUGUUGAUCUUGAAGCGAAAAUUGCUGAGCUGACAGUGAAGGUUGAAGAUGCGCAGGUUGAGAAGGCUGCCAAACAGCAGAUUGAGGUUGAGUUGGCUGAGACGAAGGUGCAAUUGUCCGACAAAGAUAAAGAUCUCCGGGCUAAGGAUGUCGAGAUUGCUGAGCUUAAGCGUCGUCUGAAUGAGCAGAUUGAUAGGUGUGAGUCCUUGGAAAUCGACCUCGAAGCAGAAAGAGUUAAGGCUGCCACUGCUGAAGAGGCGCGUGCUGUCAGCACCGCCGCCCUUAAUGUAGCGCAGACCAACUACUCGGAGGCCCAAGGAAUCGUUGAUACACUUGUGUCUGAGGCUGAAUGGAUGCGCAGUCGUGGAGUGGUGCUGGUUGCCAACUCUAUCCUCAAUGCUGGCGAGCUGGAUCGCGCUGUCGCUGCUCUUACAGAUUCUGCUCGCGCAGUGGGUCAUCGAGGGGGCUAUCUGGAAUGUGCCCAACAUGUUGAGGAGAUGCUCGGACAAGAGUUUGAUGUGAGCCAUUGCUCGGUGACCGACCAGGCUAAUGCUGCGCUUACGCGUGCUGAGGACGCUUAUGACAACCUUACUUUGCCUGUGAUGGAUUUGGUUGUGGAAGCUUUAAAGAAGGACGACUGGUGCCAGCGUCUCAAAGCCAUUCUCGAUCCGCCAGUGACUGUUGAGUUGUCGGAUGAGGAACCAGCUGGCGAUGAUGGUGGAAAUGGCGAUGAUGAUGGUGGGAACGAUGAUGAUGGCGAUGAUGAUGGUGAUCAACAUGAUGAACUAGAAUAG
Molecule: messenger RNA, 1050 nt
Organism: Helianthus annuus (common sunflower)
Lineage: Eukaryota; Viridiplantae; Streptophyta; Magnoliopsida; Asterales; Asteraceae
Product: myosin-6-like
Exons: 3
Coding region: 1-1050 (349 amino acids)
Source: RefSeq, a predicted model, not a curated record